AUGACUGUCCUUCUGUUUAUGAUAGCUCUUCUUGUCAAUACGAAUCAGGCGGUCACUUACCGACCGGUAGUAUUGAUGCAUGGCAUUUUGGCAACAGCCGACGAUAUGUAUGAACUUGGCGGUUGGCUUAAUUCAUCAUUUCCGGGUAUUUACGUUGUUUCAAUUGAAAUUGGCAAUGGAUAUGACGAUUCAUUUUUAUUACCAAUGAACAAACAAGUAGAACUUUUUUGUGCUAAUAUACUUGCUGAUAAACAUCUAAGCGAAGGUUUUAACAUGCUUGGGAUAUCACAAGGUAGUUUAAUUGUUAGAGCAGCCGUUGAACGAUGCUCACUGCCUGUUUACAAUUUGAUUACCAUGGUCGGUAUUCAUCAAGGUCUCUUUGGUGAUGCUCUUUUUAAGUUGCUUCCUGUUCGAUUUUGGGAAUUGAUUUCAAAAUAUGCAUACGAAGAUUUCGUUCAAAAUACGAUUAGUGUUGCAGGUUUUUGGCGUGAUCCUUUUCAAUUGGAAAAAUACAUGAAUGCAAGUCAUUUUCUUCCUGACAUAAACAAUGAACGUAAAAUUCGGAAUGAAACCUAUCGUACGAAUAUGCUCAAGUUAAAUGGAUUUGUCAUGGUCUAUUCAGAUAAAGAUGAAAUAUUAACGCCACCACAAUCGGGCUGGUUUCUUGGCUAUGCAUCGGAAUCGGUGGUACCUGAAACAUGGAAUCAGUCGCGCCAAUACACAGAAGAUCUUAUCGGCAUGCAAACAUUACGUGAGCAAGGCAAAUUGCACAUGUUUACUUGCCAUACACGCCACGAAGAUACUGAACAUGCUCCCAAUAAAGAAUUCUUUUUUCAAAAUAUUUUGCCAUUUUUCAAUAACACACUUUAG
Molecule: messenger RNA, 870 nt
Organism: Rotaria socialis
Lineage: Eukaryota; Metazoa; Rotifera; Eurotatoria; Philodinida; Philodinidae
Source: the annotation of a GenBank genome assembly